CUUUUGAAAAUCUCAAAAUCUGAAGCAAUACGAAGAAAAAUAGGUAAUUAGUUAUGUUGCUUAUUAUUUUCAAAUUAAAUUUCUUCUUCUUUGAUCAAACAAAAGCCAAGUUAUAAAUGAAAACUCGACACAUCUUUCAUGGCAAUGGGUUCACCGAUUCCUCACUUGGGUGCCACAAGUGAUAAGUCACAGCCUAUAGAACUUUCUUCACAAUUAAGUUGGGAAUUAGAAAUUUGAGGAGCUUAACUGAGGCAACUUUUUCGGUUUUUUGAGACAGAAUUACGUUGCGUUACACAAGUCACUUUUUUGGAAUCAGCGUAUCAUUUUUUACAUAAGAAGCAGUUAUUUUUGAAAAACAUAUUUAGGCAACCAGAUUAAAAAAAAAAAACAUUACAUAUUAUUUCAAAAAAAAAACCUCCUGACACUAUUGAAAUCAAAUCAAACUUCCCUUAGUUCUUGAAAUUCUUACACCAAAAGCCUCUAAUUCUUCAUUUCACCCCCCUCUGGCAUCCAAUGGCAAGACAAUAAGCAAAGAUCCCGCAGGACACCUUUCAUUCGAGAGACGAUUCGCGGACAUAACCCCCACCCGACUGACGAAUUGGGGGCGGCAGCGUGUCGGCGGUUGAUCGUGCGGCGAGUCUCCAAUUUAGAGGGGUUGUGAUAAAGUGGCGGCACUUUAUAAAGACGCCUUUAUUCGGUCGCGUGCCGUAAUGUGUGGUGGUUGGUCGCUUUGGCGAGAGAGAACUGGUAAAUUUUAACACGCGCGGAUACGAUUUUUACAUUAUUAUAGUGGUGAUAUUAUUACUAAUGUGGUGAUAAGGAGAUUUAUUCCAGAAAUACAAACUUCAAAGUGAAGUUCAAAAUGUACUCUCUAUACAGAGCAUGGCUCUCGCUUAGCCCUUCUACCAGUUUUACACCCCUUGCGGCUCCUUCGAUACCACUAAACCUUACUCUACCAACUCCGGCUCAAUUACCAGAAGUCCCUGACGUCACUUUGCAAGUUGGACCUACAAUGACGCACUUUUCAGCUCAUAGAAGAGUUUUGUCACUACACAGUGGAUUUUUUAAAGCUGCUUUAUCCAACCAUACAAAUCUCUCUCCAAUAACUGUUCCGAACGUCAAUGUAGACGAAUUUUCCUCACUUCUGACUUUCAUGUAUACAGGCCAUUUGGACCUAAACAUCGCCAAUAUUUACAGUAUCCUUUUGGCUACGCAUAUCCUUCAUAUGCCAAGAGCUUUGGAGCUUUGCAGGAAUUUUUUGCUACAGCAAGGACAAUACACUACCGAAACUCAACAGCAACAGAAAAUUAACGUUAUCAAACCGAUUGCAAGUCGUAAAAUGGUGCCAUCUAUGCAAGAAUUUUUUAGUCCUGCCAUUAGUCAUAAUGGUUUAAAGAAAAGUGAAGAUACUCCAUUCAAAGUAGUAAAAGAAAACAAUGAAUCGGCAAGUACAAUUACAAGUAAAGCUGACGUAAAGUUACGAUCUACAACUGAAAAAAUUCUUGCGGAAAAAAAGCCAAAAGUCUCCACCAAAAAACGCCCUUCGCCAGAUUCUACUGUUAAUAACAACAAAGAGAAAAUCAUUAUCGACGUUGCUUGUUGUGACGGACCAGUGAGAUUCCAUAGAGUCAUCAACAAAAACUAUGGACUUCAAGACAUGGAAAAUUUUGAUGGAACCUCUACAGACCAAUUUGCAACAGAUUUUAACCGAAGUAAUGCAAUGAACAAAGUAAUGAACGAAAAUAUAAUGGAAAAACUAAACAGCAACGAAAACAACCAAUCAGAAGAGGUAUUCACUUGCGUCUAUUGCAAUCACACCUUCAAAUCGCAGUACUGCUACCAAAAACACGCUAGGCGCCAUCUAUAUCCCGUCAGCGUCGAUAAAGUUGCUCAAGCAGAAACCAAACGUGAAGUUAAGCUUCUAGACAUGAACGUUCAGUAUUAUCCGUGCAAGACUUGCGGAAGCAAAUUUCCCAGUUACUAUUUCGUGCAUAAGCACCGCAAAAUGUGCCAUGCAGAAGAAGUUGCUGAUAAAAAUCAUAAAAAUAAUGAAAUUGUUGUGGAAAAUGUUCAAGUAGCAAGGGACGAGAGCAGCAGUUGCAGCGCUAUAAUAGAUGUUGAAGCUGUUCAAAAUGAGAAUGAACAAGAAGUUACCUAAAUUUAGUUUUGUUGAUUGAAACCUUUACACAUAUUUUCCUCCAAAUUACUAAUCGAUAAAAUGUAAUGUAAUAAAAAGGGUAACUAAUUAAGAUAAAAAUAACAUAAUUAUGUAAACAAUUUCAGUUAUGGCAUAGUGUAUAAUAAUUAUAAUUGACAGGGUGCUAUAUUGAAAAUAUCUAAAUUGAAAAAACAAGCCAAGGGGGUAGCAUUUUUUGGAAUUUUA
Molecule: messenger RNA, 2383 nt
Organism: Ceutorhynchus assimilis (cabbage seed weevil)
Lineage: Eukaryota; Metazoa; Arthropoda; Insecta; Coleoptera; Curculionidae
Source: the annotation of a GenBank genome assembly